Messenger RNA from Parastagonospora nodorum SN15, 463 nucleotides. RefSeq lists its product as hypothetical. Lineage: Eukaryota; Fungi; Ascomycota; Dothideomycetes; Pleosporales; Phaeosphaeriaceae. The coding region runs from base 56 to 298 and encodes 80 amino acids. The transcript has 3 exons. The record is from RefSeq and is a predicted model, not a curated record.
CAUCAACCCCAAGAUCCGCCAAUUGAGGCACCGACGCCAGAAGUACGAGAUCAAAAUGUCCGCCGUGCCCCCCUCCCCGCGCUUCUUCCAGCAGCCGCUGCGCUACCUCAAAUGGGCCUCCAUCAACAAGCCCGCAUACUUCUUCUCAAUCAUUGUCGGCUGCACAGGGCCUAUCAUGGUGCUCACGGUCCCGCCGAUUCGCAGGUAUCUCGGUGAGGAGCAAAGGCCCAAGAUUCCGAUGACUUAUCCCAUACCCAAAGGAGCGCGACCAAGGCCGACGGGGUUCGAUGACGAGUAGGAUAUGGGCGAGAUGGAGCGAGAGAAUAGGGAGAGGGAUGAGAAGAGAGCAGAGACAAUGAUAUCAAGCAUGGACACUACAAACCAAGGAGGAGGAUUCGGUGCAUAAGAGGACAACACCUUCGCAGCAGCGACUGUACAAAGAACAAAUUUCUUUCCGUCAACA